Molecule: messenger RNA, 327 nt
Organism: Danaus chrysippus (African queen)
Lineage: Eukaryota; Metazoa; Arthropoda; Insecta; Lepidoptera; Nymphalidae
Source: the annotation of a GenBank genome assembly
UUGUCGGGGCAACGGCCCCCUAAGCUGGCCUCCACUCCGCCUGUAAAAACAGGCGGGUCAUUGUGGUGGGCGUUUGCAGCCCUGGUGUCUCGGUUGGGAGUGUUGCCGCGGCGAGGCGCCGCCCUGAGAGUUAUCUCAGGUGGGCUGCCAUCAGCCUGCGGCCGUCAGUUCAAUGAUGUUUGUCGGAUAUGGGCGCUUGCUAAAAGUGAGGCUCGGACCACGAUCUUAGGACGUCGUGGAUCAAGGGGGGAUUGCCAGCGGCGGCUUCCGACGCCCUCUCGCGAGGGAUGUGCGGAGGCGGGGUGUGUGUGUCUGUGUGUAGUGUGA